Molecule: messenger RNA, 2389 nt
Organism: Scaptodrosophila lebanonensis
Lineage: Eukaryota; Metazoa; Arthropoda; Insecta; Diptera; Drosophilidae
Gene: Amph
Product: myc box-dependent-interacting protein 1
Exons: 10
Coding region: 307-2142 (611 amino acids)
Cellular component (GO): cytoplasm; plasma membrane
Molecular function (GO): protein binding; phospholipid binding
Source: RefSeq, a predicted model, not a curated record
CUGCGCGUCAAAUUGCCGUUGCCGUUGUUCGUGACUUUUGUUUUAAAAAAAAAAUUGCAUAAAUAAAAAUAGCAACUCGGCGAAAAUUUUAACAAGUGUGUGCGCUGGUGUGCUUUGUGCUCUGAAAGAGAAUUUCGUUAUAAAAAUUUUUGUCGUGUUUUACUGUGCAUUUAAAAAAUUCCCUGAAAACCCGAAACGGAAUAUUCAUUUAGUGUUGUGCCAAAAAGAAAUUCUUGCUCAGUGCAUAUACAUAUAGAGGAAAAUCACUAAAAAUUAGUUGCUGUCGCUAUUGUGGUUGUGUAUUUAAUGUCCGAAAAUAAAGGCAUCAUGCUCGCCAAAUCUGUGCAAAAACACGCUGGACGUGCCAAGGAGAAGAUUUUACAAAACUUAGGAAAAGUUGAUCGCACCGCAGACGAAAUUUUCGAUGAUCAUUUGAAUAACUUUAAUCGCCAACAAGCAAGUGCCAACAGACUACAAAAGGAGUUCAACAACUACAUAAGAUGCAUACGCGCCGCACAAACCGCUUCCAAGUCGUUGAUGGACGCUGUUUGCGAAAUUUACGAACCACAAUGGAGUGGCUACGAAGCGUUGCAAGCACAAACUGCUGCCUCAGAGAGCCUGUGGCUUGACUUUGCACAUAAACUGGGUGAUCAGGUCUUGAUACCUCUGAACACAUAUACCGGACAGUUUCCUGAAAUGAAGAAAAAAGUGGAGAAACGCAAUCGCAAAUUAAUCGACUACGAUGGCCAACGACACUCUUUCCAAAAUCUACAAGGCAAUGCUAACAAGCGCAAGGAUGAUGUCAAGCUAACCAAAGGCCGUGAACAAUUGGAGGAGGCGCGACGCACCUACGAGAUUUUGAAUACGGAACUCCACGAUGAGCUACCUGCUUUAUACGAUUCAAGGAUAUUAUUUUUGGUGACCAAUUUGCAAACGCUGUUCGCCACAGAACAAGUUUUUCACAGCGAAACAUCCAAGAUCUACGCAGAGCUUGAAGCAAUCGUCGAUAAAUUGGCCACAGAAUCCCAGCGCGGCUCCAAUACACUACGAAAACAAACAACAAAUGCCAUCAAAACAGCGAGUCCAGUGCAGUCCCCAGUUAAGCAAUUGAAUCAAUUGAAUAAUGCAAACAACAGCAACUAUCAAAAUCAAAUAACCACAAACGGUGGUUCCAGUCUGGCAAAUAGCCCAACCUCUACAAGUUCGUCAAUGCAAGAGCCACGAUUUGAUUCAGUUUCUUCAACACCAGAACCAACGCCAGAGCAUUCAAAAUUAGCACAAAACUCGGAUCCUGUCAUAACGGAAACAGAGACCACGACAACGACAAUUUAUCCAAGUCUGGGAAACGGCAAUGCAGCCGCUGAAACAACAACGAUCACCAAAGUCAUGAAGACAGUGGAGAACGCUGAUCUGAGUAGUCCAAAUGCCAAUACAACAACGUCAACAACAGCCACCGUAACAAAAACCGAAGAGAUCACGGGAACAACAGAGGCGGCUGCAGAAGCUGGCGGAGAUGCAAAACCUAUAACGGCAGCGGUGAAAGAAACAACUGAAGCGGCAACAAUAACAGCAACAACAGCGACGGCGACAGCGACAGCGCCACGUCAACUAAAUGGUAACAACAAUGAACCAGUAACCUCAUCAUCGAAAGAACCAGGCAAGCAACCCAAAGAGUUGCCCGCUGGAGCAUCUGAGGCACAACAGGCCAACAAUGGCAAUGGCAAUGGCAACAGCCUUGAGGAGCACAAACAAAAGAAAUUAGGUAAUGAUACAACAACAACAACUACAGCUACUAGGAACUCAGUUACAGCAACAAAUACAAAUAGCAGUAGCCAGUUAGUUAUAGAUCAUACUGAUCAUAAAGUUAAUAAGAAUCCCUUCGAAGACGAUGACGAUCGUAUCUACGAAGAUCCCAAUGAUGCCAACACCGCUGAUUUGCCUCCCGGUGUUCUCUAUCGUGUUAAGGCCACCUACGGAUAUGUCAAGGAGGACGUUGACGAACUGAGCUUUGAAAUUGGCGACAUAAUUCGUGUCAUUGAGUAUGAUGAUCCUGAGGAUCAGGAGGAAGGCUGGCUAAUGGGUCAAAAGGAAGGCACAAACGAAAAGGGUCUCUUCCCCGCCAACUUUACGCGUCCCAUUUAGACGGCAACGGCAGUUGCAUUGUGAGCAGAAAACCGGCAGCUCUUAUUUUGUUAAAAUAUUUUAAAUAUACACUUACAUACAUAAUAUAUCUUUAAAAUUGUAAACCAACGGGAAAUUUCGGCCAAUUUUUAAAGCGUUUCGUCGCAGCCAAGCCAAAAAAGAUCAUGAAAAAUUGUGUUUGUGAACAUAUUUUUGUUUCGAUUAUUUGAUUUGUAAUUCAAUAAACGAUCACGUGUCUGUUAAAGCA